This is a messenger RNA of Aureobasidium melanogenum CBS 110374, 1047 nucleotides long. Its product is annotated as Aldo/keto reductase. The coding region runs from base 1 to 1047 and encodes 348 amino acids. Gene Ontology annotation, molecular function: oxidoreductase activity. The record is from RefSeq and is a predicted model, not a curated record. The transcript has 2 exons. Lineage: Eukaryota; Fungi; Ascomycota; Dothideomycetes; Dothideales; Saccotheciaceae.
AUGUUGCUCACAGGUACCGGCAAGCCGCGAGUCAUCCUCGGGACCAUGACCUUUGGCCCCGACACCGACACUGGUGCUCGUCAAACUGAUCUCGCCGACUACAACAAGGCUCUGGAUUAUCUACAAUCUCAAGGCUACAAUGAAAUCGAUACUGCUCGCACUUAUGUCGGUGGAAAGCAGGAAGCCUGGACCAAAGAUGCUCGCUGGAAGGAACGUGGUCUGACUUUGGCUACCAAGUGCUAUCCCCACGAGCCCGGCAUGCACAAGGCAGACAGUAUCCUCGCCUCUCUUGACAAGAGUUUGGCUGAGCUGGGAACUGAUUGUGUCGACAUCUUCUACCUUCACGCUCCAGACCGUUCUGUUCCUUUCACAGAAACUCUGGAGGCUGUCAACAGAGCUCACAAGCAGGGCAAGUUUGUUCAAUUGGGUCUAUCCAACUUCACAGCCUUUGAGGUGGCCGAGUGUGUCAUGCAUUGCAAGUACAACAACUGGGUUCGUCCUACCAUCUAUCAGGGCAUGUACAACGCCAUUACUCGCAGCAUCGAGCGAGAGCUGAUUCCCGUCUGCCGUCGUUAUGGUUUGGACAUUGUUGUCUACAACCCUGUUGCUGGCGGCAUCUUCUCUGGCAAGUACAAGUCUAGUGAAGUGCCUACUGAAGGCCGCUACAGUGACGCAGUCGGCAGAAUGGGUGGCAUGUACCGCAAGCGUUACUUCAGAGAUGCCACCUUUGAUGCUCUGCGUGUCAUCGAACCUGUUGUCCAGAAGCACAACCUGACUCUGAUCGAGACGGCACUGCGCUGGAUGGUCCAUCACAGCGGACUCAACAUCAAGGAUGGUGGUAACGACGGUAUCAUCAUUGGUGUCAGCAGCCUGCAACAGCUAGAGGGUAACCUCAAGGAUGUUGAGAAGGGUCCUCUUCCUGAGGAGGUUGUCAAGGUUCUGGACGAGGCCUGGUUGAUUACAUGCCCAACCACACCAAACUACUGGCACUUAGAUCUCAAGUACACUUACGACACUUACGAAGCGUUGUUUGGUAACAAGGCGUAA